This is a messenger RNA of Plasmodium gonderi, 804 nucleotides long. Its product is annotated as variable surface protein. NCBI's taxonomy places the organism in Eukaryota, Apicomplexa, Aconoidasida, Haemosporida, Plasmodiidae. The transcript is spliced from 3 exons. The record is from RefSeq and is a predicted model, not a curated record. Bases 1 to 804 code for a protein of 267 amino acids.
AUGUUGGAGAACAUACAUGAUAUUAUAAAAUAUUUUCCUGAAUGUAGCAGGAAAAUAGAAGAAAAAGUACAUAAAUUUGAAACAGAAGAGCACGAUAAUUACUUAGGUUUGACAAAACAGUGUCAUCUAUAUGCUGAUAGGGAUAAAUUGAGAGAUGUAAGCUUUGAUGUCCGUGGACCUAAAGACAUAUGCGUACAAGCUAUGGAAUAUUUAGUUGAUGUUAAUACUGCAACAUCUGGAAGCUUACAUGAAGCAGGUUGUGCAUACUUUUACUACUGGAUAUAUGAUGUCCUUAAAAAUGGCAUAAAAGAAAUUAGUGACAUCCAAGAUAUUUAUGAUCAAUUGAUAGAGAUAUUUAUGAAAGAAAAAAAUAUACCAAUAAUUAAUCUAUGUGAAUCCAAUAAAAAUCCCAUUAAAAAUGAUGAUUUUCAUAAAAUCGUAUUAAUAUAUGAUCUAUAUAAUUCAAUAUAUAAAAACGAUAAGGUACUACCUAAAGAGGCUGUUUUUGAAGAAGCACUAAAAAUACUGAAGCGAUAUUAUGAAGAAUUAGUAAGUAAGCCUAGGGAAAUUAUUGAAAUUGUAAAAGAAGCUUCUUGUAAAAAUAAUAGCGCAGUUACAAUAGUAAUUACAUUUUUUGUAACUAUCAUGUUUACGAUAUUCGGUUCGUGGUGGCACAAUAUAAUAAAUAAAAAAAUAAAUCGAUGGAAUAAUACAAAUGAAGAAUGGAAUACCUAUCAAAGAUCUGAAAUAUACAGCACUAUAUCAAGAGACACUGGACAUAAUAUGUUAUACUUUUCCCCAUAA